UCGCAGAUGUUAUGAGAAACCCCUGCCUUGAGCAAACGGUGGAUGAUGUUGAGAAUGAGAACGAACGAAGUAGACGGCGCAUUACAUACUGAAAGACCAUUGAAGGCCGUUGGUUUACAGUACAUCAGUAUUUAGUUCAAAUGUUAUUAGUGAACGUGUAAAAUAUGGACAAAAGUGAGGAGCAGAUGCGAAAACCGAUCCGGCUCAUCGCGGCUGCAUGCAGAAAUAUGGGCAUAGGAAAGAACAGGCAGCUUCCAUGGAGUCUUCCGAAAGAAUUUCAGUUCUUUCUGAAUACAGUUACAGCUGUGUCAACACCUGAUAAGAAGAACCUGGUUAUCUGGGGACGUGGCUCUUGGUCCUCCUGUCCUGCGGGCGUCCUUCCUUUUGCCAAUUGCCUCAAUGCGGUAUUGAGCAGAACACUAUCUGCAGUGCCAAAACAUGCCCACUAUCUGUGUAAAGAUUUUGGGUCAGUAAUUCGCCUCGUCUCUGAACCUCCUCUGUGUCACAUUGUGGAGACCAUCUGGGUUUUAGGAGGUCCAGCAGUGUAUAAGGAAAGUCUUGAGCAUCCAUGGUGUGAUCUCAUUUAUCUAACUGACAUCAUGGCCGACUUUGACUGUGAUGUCUUUUUCCCAAAGUUUGACCGCAACGUUUUUAGGAAACAAAAUGGUUUUCCUGGAGUACCAGAUGAAAUUCAUGAAGAAAAGGGCAUCAAAUUUCAAUUUCAAGUCUUCAAGAAGGAAGCCUAAUAAGACUGAAGCAGUAACAAAAUGCUUUACAAUCUAUCAAACAUGACUGAUGAAAUAGAUGUUUACAUAAUCUAGGUUUUUAUCGGUUUUAAUGCAGUAGACAUAAGUUCUCCUUAACCUAGCAAUAUUGCACAGAGAACACUUAAGCACAAGGGCUCUACUUAUUAUUAUGGCACUUCACUGCCAUCCGAAUUGUUACAAUUUCAAAUAAGCUGUUUCACAUACAACAUAUGAAUGAAGAGACCCAUUUGGGUGAAUCAUCAUUGCUCAAUUAUUACAUAAUAAAUCACAUCAUACAAACAGCAGAUGGACAAGCAGAAUGUUCCACUGCUGAUGAACACCACUUCACUCAUAAUGACACAUGCGAGUUUUACUGACCACUCACCAGAUUCACUGUUACUCAUAUCACCAUGGUGACCACUCAAACCAGAUCAGGGGGAUGAUACACAGUCGGGUUCACAUAUGAAUUGUCUAUACAUACCGUCUGCUCAGCAACUUACUGGAGUCAGUAUUAUUAUUUAUACCAAACAUUCUACAAUUCAACGACACAUUUGUAGGUCUGAGUGAUGUGUAUGUAUUUCCUUUCAUUUCUUCAUUCUGUACAUGCUAGACACUACUAUGUUUUUUUGUGAAAUGUGGUGCUAUAUUAAAGUUCCAUUUGAAUUCU
Messenger RNA from Triplophysa rosa, 1413 nucleotides. Its product is annotated as zgc:153031. The record is from RefSeq and is a predicted model, not a curated record. Gene Ontology annotation, cellular component: mitochondrion. Lineage: Eukaryota; Metazoa; Chordata; Actinopteri; Cypriniformes; Nemacheilidae. Gene Ontology annotation, molecular function: dihydrofolate reductase activity; NADP binding. Bases 165 to 746 code for a protein of 193 amino acids. The transcript is spliced from 6 exons. Gene Ontology annotation, biological process: glycine biosynthetic process; tetrahydrofolate biosynthetic process; folic acid metabolic process.